Messenger RNA from Penicillium argentinense, 1401 nucleotides. RefSeq lists its product as uncharacterized. Lineage: Eukaryota; Fungi; Ascomycota; Eurotiomycetes; Eurotiales; Aspergillaceae. The record is from RefSeq and is a predicted model, not a curated record. The transcript has a single exon. The coding region runs from base 1 to 1401 and encodes 466 amino acids.
AUGCAAUCAAUGCGAACCCCGCUGGGAAGAAUCGAUACUCGUCUGGCCAUGACUGACUCUGCAGAGGUUGACUUCCACUCGCCUUCUUUUGCUUCCGUGGUGCCCUUUGAUGGCCCGCACUAUGGCGGUGAUGGUGAGAUGGAAGAGAUGGAUCUCGGUGUUCACGGCAGGCUUCUUGAAGUUCGGUCUACGCUCGACGAUUCCGAGACUUUCCCUUUUCGAGAAUCCGCAAAGCAAUAUCCUCCACUUGAACUGGAUGUCGAAAUGGACAAAUACCACUCUCUGGAUGACUUCACUGAGCCUUUGAAUCCACAGAACACGCCGGUAUCACGCAGUGCCCCCGCGUCACGUAACGGUUGCGAAAGUCUCCAAGACGCAUGUCGGCACAAGAAUCGCGACAAUUUGCGUACCAGCUCAGCCCCCCAGAUCCAAACCAUGUAUCUUGACUGGCGCCCACCUGGAAGUUCCCUUCACUUACUCGACGGCGACGAUGCUCUCGUUACCCGACCCCAAACUUCCAUUUCGCCGAUUCCCCGGCCCAAGAAAAUGGACGAAGCUUCUACGUCUCACCCUAGGAAGGAAAUCGAUACUGUCAUCUUAUCCGCAAGAUGUGUUCGCUUCACCCCGCCCCCAGAUUCUCCGCCGCGCCAUCCACCGCGCCCAAAGCACCUUCCUGUUCCGUCAGUGGAGCGAAAGCAAGACUACAUCGCUUCUUUCCGGCAGAAAAAACAGUUUGAAAAGUGGCGAAGCGCUACUCAUGUUAAGGCCCAGCGUACGUCUCCAUACCGCAGCCCCAAAAAAGCAACGCAGAUCCCGUACAACCCUAUGAACUUGCAGCCGGAAAUUCGAUUUUCAUCACUCUCUCAAUCCCCUUUUCAUCGACAUGAUGAAGCCGGGUCUUCGAACACACCUCGGCCCAAAAGUCUCGCAGAGAGUCAUACUCGGGAGGCAGGUAUUUUAACAGUUGACCCGGGGCUGACUCCUUCCGUGGCACCUCGGCACCAACUUUUCGACCUAGUCGCCGUAUCGCUUUCUCUGCAUCGUGUUCACAACUCCAUCCAAUUCUCUGGUGCCGGACUUCGAGCAAUGAAUCUUCAGCUGACCUAUACUAUCCGGCCAAUGAGUACCUGGCUUCAAGAAGAGAAUCCGCGGAGUGCUGUGUGUAACACCGCUGUCAAUGACUUGAUUCUACACACAUUCUUUGUUGUUCCCUCCUUCCUUUUGCGUGUCCCUCUUUCCAUGCUCCAUGCUAUCAAUCAAUUUGCCCAUACACGCCCCGGCCUUGCCUUGCUUUUCAUCUUGCACCUAUUCUGGUCCUUGGCGGUUGAGCUUAUUAUCCCGCUUCUAUCCAAGCUAGGUAUGGAGAUCAUCCUGUUCUCGGACCACCGAACUCACCACUAA